Nomascus leucogenys (northern white-cheeked gibbon) is the source of this 5215-nucleotide messenger RNA. RefSeq names its product leucine-rich repeat-containing protein 37B-like. Gene Ontology annotation, molecular function: protein binding. The transcript has 12 exons. NCBI's taxonomy places the organism in Eukaryota, Metazoa, Chordata, Mammalia, Primates, Hylobatidae. The record is from RefSeq and is a predicted model, not a curated record. The annotation marks the transcript as partial.
CAGAAUGGCUCCCGUUGAGUGUGCAGCACCAGCGUGUGUCAUGUCUUGGCUGCGUUUCUGGGGCCCAUGGCCCCUCCUUACGUGGCAACUAUUGUAUUUCCUAGUCAAGGAGGCUCAGCCUCUGGUGCGGGUCAACGACCCGCUCCAGCUGACCUCUAACCCCAUGGGGCCACCUGAGCCCUGGUCUUCCCGCUCCUCCCAUCUCCCGUGGGAAUCUCCCCAUGCACCUGCUCCCCUAGCAGCCCCGGGGGACUUUGAAUACCUGGGGCCCUCUGCUUCUUUGCAGAUGUCAUCCCUGCCCCAGGAAUCGACUGAAAAUUUGGCUCCAUUCCUGGACACCGAUUCAGCUGGAGAGCUGCCCCUGGGACCAGAGCAGUUCUCGGCUGCCCAGCAGGAUUUAUAUGACAAGCUGACUCCGCAAGAAAGGCUCCCGGUUUCGCCCAAGAACCUGAAGAAAGACCUAGCUGAGCGUUGGAGCCUUGCUGAGAUUACUGGGAUUCCACACCAAUUAUCCAAACCUCAGCGUCAGAAACAGACUUUUCAGGAUGAAUAUUCGAGUAUGGACACACUGUAUCCUGGCAGCCUGCCUCCAGAACUCCGGGUGAACGCAGAUGAGCCUCCAGGGCCACCUGAGCAAGUUGGACUUUCUCAGUUCCAUCGAGAGCCCGAAACUCAAAAUCCAGAGACCCUGGAAGACAUCCAGUCCUCUUCACUCCAGGAAGAAGCCCCAGCACAGCUUCCACAGCUCCCUCAGGAGGUAGAACCUUCAACCCAGCAGGAGUCCCCAGCUCUGCCUCCAGAGUCCUCCAUGGAGAGUCUAGCUCAAACUCCACUGAAUCAUGAAGUGACAGUUCAACCUCCAGGUGAGGAUCAAGCUCAUUAUAACUUGCCCAACAUUACCAUUAAACCUGCAGAUGUGGAGGUUACCAUGACAUCAGAGCCCAAAAAUGAGGCAGAAUCUUCCCAAGCCCAGAAGGAGGCCCCAAAUCAGCCUCCAGAGGAGGUGGAACCUUCUGCAACCCAACAGGAGGCCCCAACUGAGCCGCCAGGUCCUCCCAUGGAGCCUGAACUUUCCCCCAGUGAGCAGGAGCAGCCAGCUCAGCCUUCUGAGUCUUCUGGGGAGGUUGAAUCUUCUCCAGCCCAGCAGGAGGCCCCAGCUCAGCCCUUAAUGUCCCCUGAGCAGUUUCAACGUUUGAAAGACCAGCAAGACAUAAUUCAGCAGCUAAGUAGACCUGAAAAUUAUGAACAACUUCCAGUCCAUAAAGAGACCACAACUCAGCCUCCAACUCAGCUCUCCUCAGACUUUGGAAGUUCACUGAAUGAUGAAGCAAUAGGUUCACCUCUAGAUGUGUCAUAUCUAGAUCUAGAUAGGGAGCUUACCAAACCUACAGCAGUCACUAUGGGGGUAGAACCUUCUCCAGUCCAGCAGGACAACCCUCCUAUUCCCAUUGAACAGGCUGACUUUUCUCCAGCCCAGCCUGAUCUCCCUUCCCCGCCUCUGCAUUCUCCUGAAAAGAUUGAAUCUCCAGUCCACCAAGAGGCCACAGCUCAGACUCUAGAUCCCCCUAAGGAGGCAGAACCUUCUCCAGUCCAGCAAGGGUUCCCAGCUGAGCCACCAGAGCCCCCUAAGGAAGUUGAACCAUCUGCAACCCAGCAGGAAGCCUCGGGUCAUCCUCGGAAGUCCACUGAAGAGGUCAGUCCUCCACCACAGUGGGAGAUACCAGCUCAGCCAUCAGAGCCACCUGAGAAGGUCAAACCAUCUCCAGUCCUACAGCAGGCCCCAACUCGGCUUUUAAAGCCACCUAAAGAGGUAGAGUCCUCUCCAGUCCAGCAGGCGGUCCCUGCUCAGCCUUCAGACCCUGCUAUGGUGAUAGAACCCUCUCUGACCCAGCAGAUGGCCCCACCUUUGCCUCCAGAGUUCCCUCAGGAGAUAGAACCAUCUGUAACUCAGCAGGAGGUUCCAGCUGAGAUUCCAGAGCUCUCUAUGGAGGCAGAACCUUCUCUGACCCAGCAGGAAGCCACAGUUCAGGCUCCAGAGUCCCCUAAGGAGGUAGAACAUUCAAGGCAGCAAAUGGUCCCAGUUCAGCUUCCAGAGCCACCUAAGGAAUUUGCUGCUCAACCUCCAGCUCAUUAUGAGGUGAGAGUCCCAACACCAGGCCAGGAUCCAGCUCAGCAUUCAACAUUGCCCAGUGUCACUGUUCAACCUUUGGACCUGGGACUUACCAUCAUUCUAGAAUCCACGACAGAGGUUGAACUUUCUCCAACCAUGCAGAAGACCCCAACUCAGCCUCCUAAGAAAGUUGUACCCCAACUUGUAGUAUAUCAAGCGGUAACAAUUCCAACACCAGGUCAGGAUCGAGCUCAGCAUCCAAUGUCACCCGUUCAACCUUUGGACCUGGGACUUACCGUCACUGCAGAACCCACUAUGGAUGUUGAACAUUCUACACCCCUGAAGAGGACUAUAGUUCCUCCAAAGCACCUUAAGGUGACAAUUCCACAUCCAGACCAGAUUCAGACUCAGCAUUCACACCUGACUGAAGCCACAGUUCAACCUCUGGACCUGGAGCUUAGCAUAACUACAGAGCCUACUACAGAGGUUAAACCAUCUCCAACCACGCAGGAAACCUCAGCUCAGCCUCCAGACCCGGGACUUGCCAUAACUCCAGAACCCACUACAGAGAUUGGACAUUCCACAGUCCUGGAGAAGACUACAGCUCCUCAUCCAGACCAGGUUCAGACUCUGCAUCGAAGCCUGACUGAGGUCACAGGUCCACCUACAAAGUUAGAAUCUUCGCAGGAUUCAUUGGUGCAGUCUGAAACUGCACCAGAGGAACAGAAGGCCUCCACAAGCACCAACAUAUGUGAGCUCUGUACCUGCGGAGAUGAGACUCUGUCAUGUGUUGAUCUCAGCCCAAAGCAGAGGCUCCACCAAGUGCCUGUGCCAGAGCCCAACACCUACAAUGGCAUCUUCACCACCUUAAAUUUCCAAGGAAACUAUAUUUCAUACAUUGAUGGAAAUGUAUGGAAAGCAUACAGUUGGACCGAGAAACUAAUUCUCAGUGAAAAUUAUUUGACUGAAUUACAUAACGAUUCAUUUGAAGGCCUGCUAUCCCUCCAGUAUUUAGAUUUAUCCUGCAAUAAAAUACAGUAUAUUGAAAGACGUACAUUUGAAUCACUACCAUUUUUGCAGUAUAUAAAUCUGGGCUGCAAUUUAAUUACGGAACUGAGCCACGGAACAUUUCAGGCCUGGCACGGAAUGCAGUUUUUACACAACUUAAUUCUCAAUCGCAAUCCUCUGACUGCUGUCGAAGAUCCAUAUCUCUUUGAACUGCCGGCAUUAAAAUAUCUAGACAUGGGAACAACGCACAUCACACUUACAACGCUCAAGAACAUUCUCACGAUGACUGUUGAACUGGAAAAACUGAUCUUACCUAGCCAUGUGGCCUGCUGCCUCUGCCAAUUUAAAAAUAGCAUUGAGGCUGUCUGCGAGACAGUCAAGCUGCAUUGCAAUAUUGAAUGUCUGAUUAACACCGUACAUUGUCCUGAAGAAGCAUCUGUAGGGAAUCCAGAAGGAGCGUUCAUGAAGGUGUUACAAGCCCGGAAGCAGCACACAAGCACUGAGCUGACUAUUGAGUCGGAGGCGCCCUCAGACAGCAGCGGCAUCAAGUUGUCAGGCUUUGGGGGUGAGCAGCUAGACACCAAUGACAAGAGUGAUGAUAUCAGUGCACUAAGACACAUCUUCCCUUAUUUCUCAGCAGAUCUAGAUGCAGAAUCAAUAUUGUUACCAUUCGCUAAAUUGCUUUUUUCAAAUGAAAACAGCCUGGUAAAGAUUCACGGUGUAGGCAAAAACCUGCAGAGAGUGAACAGAGUCCUCACAGGCCCAAGGAGCAUCCAGAAAAGACACUUCAAAGAGGUGGGAAAGCACAGCACUAGGAAAGAACAGGAUGCCCAGGCACUUGUGGACAAUGCUGCCAAAGAAAAAAGGCUUGAGAGUCCAGCCCCAAGGGAGCUGGAACAGCCUCACAUAGUGCAGGGUCCUGAGAAGGUAGCGGGAAACACCAUCUACACUAAGCCUUCGUUCACCCAAGAGCAUAAGGCAGCAGUCUCCUCUACGCUGAAACCCAUCUCCAUGGUCAUGCCUUCUGCCUCUAGCCCCCCAAGAGCCCUACCUCAGGUCAGAGACAGAUGGAAAGACUUAGCCUACACCAUUUCAAUGUUAGAAACGGCAAUGGCUAGGGUUAAAAAUAUGGAGGCUGCUAAACCAAUCGCACAUUCCAAUAGACUCAUGCUCCCAAAGAGGCCGCCAGUGUCUGCAGAGAAGAGCCUCAUAAAUUCACAAGGGGUUUUUUCAUCCUUAGGAGACCUGAGUCCUCAAGAAAACCCUCUUCUGGAAGUAUCUGCUCCUUCAGAACAUUUUAUAGAAAACACUCAUGUAGAAGACACAGCUGCAAGAGAUGCCUCUGAAGAAAACGUUUUCAUGGAAAACACUGUUAUGCCAGAAGGCAUCAUCUCUGAAAACACAAACUACAAUCAUCCUCCUGCGGCAGCUUCCGCUGGGACUGCGUUCAACUUAGAGCCAACUGUUACACAAACUGACACAAAAUGGAAACACAACAACAUGGGGACUGACCUGUCCCCUGAGCCCAAAAGCUUCAAUGACCCAUUGCUCUCCUCCCCAGGUGACCAGUUUGAAAUUCAGCUAACCCAGCAGCUACGGUCCCUCAUCCCCAACGAGGAUGUGAGAAGGUUCAUGUCUCAUGUUAUCCGGACCCUGAAAAUGGAAUGUUCAGAAACGUAUGUGCAAAUGACCUGUGCCAAGCUCAUGUUGCGAACAGGCCUCCUGAUGAAGCUUCUCAGCAAGCAGCAGGAAGCAAAGGCAUCCAAGGCAGAAUGGGAUACGGACCAAUGGAAAACUGAUAACUAUAUUGAGAGUGGACAGAAAGAGCAGAAGUCGUCUGAGCUCAUGAAAGAAGUUCCACGAUAUGGCUAUAACAACGAAGUCAUCUUGGCAAUAUCUGUGACUGUAAUACUAACAAUUUGGAUUAUAAUGAUUUGUCUGAUUGAGGUAAGGACAAUAAUUAAUUCAGGUUUUCAGAAUACAAUCCUGUCUUUGUGUGGAUUCAGAACCCACAAACUGAAAACCAAUGUCACUUUCCCACUUGACAUUCUUCUUCUGUCGUUUAAGGCUGAGGUAUGCUUUGUUCUUUUACUGCAA